This is a messenger RNA of Macrosiphum euphorbiae (potato aphid), 633 nucleotides long. NCBI's taxonomy places the organism in Eukaryota, Metazoa, Arthropoda, Insecta, Hemiptera, Aphididae. The record is from the annotation of a GenBank genome assembly.
AUGGCUGCUGACAAAUAUUUAAUGAGACUUGAAGCAAAAGGUUUUCCGUUAGAUGAAGUAUGCGAAACUCCUCCCCCAAAAAUAUCAAAUUUUUAUUGGAAAAAUGAUGAUGAAAGAAAGUUUAAAGUUUUCAUGCCCACUCCAAAUCGUACGUUAUAUUAUACUCUAGAAGAAUAUGAAGGAGACAUGGAUAUCAACAAAUUCGAUGAUAAGAGAUGGACAUUUGGGAAAAAGUGUGUACGGUUAGCUGUUUCAAAUAGACGCGCCGCAGAUCAAUCGUUUAUUGAUCAUAUGGAGUUUUUGAUUGCUAAUUUGAAGGAAUGGUAUGAACGAAACGAUGAACUCAUGUCAAACGUCGGAGGUGAUGUGGAAGAUUCCAAUAUAAAUCUGUAUAAACACUAUGUAAUUAAUAAAUACUUAGUGGAUGAUAUACAAAAUAUUCCAACAGAAUCAAGAGGAAUACAUGGAAAAAUCAGAGGUGGCCGUACAAUAUCAAUACAUCCUAGUUUUGAUGAAGCAAAAGUAAUUUAUGCAAUGGACAUGGGAUUUAAAUUAGCAGCAAAACGUUUUGCCAAUGAUCAAAAUUAUGGAAUUUAUGCCUAUGGUCGUAAUGAUGGAUAUUCUUACUAUUAG